UAGCAUGGGAGAGCAGCCAGACAAUGUGUCUGAAAGUGCAAAUGAAGAAACCACCUCACCGGCAGCAAUCAGUGUGGAUACAAUGGAAAGGCUGAAGACAUGUCCUGGGUUUGUUGAAGUUGACCCAAGGUUAUUGCAAGUUUUUGCUGACUCAAUAACCAUGAACAAUGAUGUUGGUUAUUUCCUGAAGGAUAUAGCUUGCCAGACUGAGGAGAGUUCAAUUACAGAUUUGAAUGACAUGAUCAAGAUCAUCCAGAAUCUGCUCAAAGAGAUAACUGUUGUCAAGCGCAACUUGCUAUUUGCGAAACAGCUACUACAUGCAGAUUAUGAUGCAAAAGUUGGAGGUCGGGCAAUGGAUCUAUACUGUUCAAUCAAUGAUAGAUUAGCUGAGCUGGAAAAAUUGUAUGAGGAAAGGAUGAGAGUAGCUAGAAGAUCUUACAAAACUCAGAUGGCAGAUGCAUGUAAGAAGAUCGCAGGUGACUAUAAACGUUACUACAUGAAGAUGCUAGAGUUAGAAACAGGUCAGAGUGGGUCUGUGCUGCAAGAGCUCAGAGACACUAUCUCAAAACAAGGAAAGAUGUUGAAGCUGCAGGAACAGAAUAUGUCAGCCCUGCGAACCCAGCUUCUUGAGGCAGAAAAUAGGGUCCUGGAUGAACAUUUCUCAGUAGAGGACAGUGAGGCCAGCCUCAAGGCUGAGACUCCUCCACCUCCUCCUGAGCCUGACUUUCUUACCAACGCUAUUGAUCCUGAUGAGCAUAAAAAGGUUGUUGAAGAAAAAGAAAAGUUAGAAAAACGAUGCUCUAGACUAGCUGAUGAGGUGACUGAUGUGCAGAGCAAACACAAGAGAAUUGAAGCCAGGCUGAAACUUGUCAGAACUGAAGCAGAGGAAGAGAAAACAGCUUUAGAGCAUGAAAUCAAAGGGCUGAAAGAAGAAACUAAUACUUUGAAAGAUGAGAAUGAGAAAUUGGUGCUGAAGAGCCAGCAAGUGAAGAAGGUGGCCUUUGUGGACAGUUCUGCGUCCCCCACUCCUCCUGUCUCGCCUGCUCCAGUAGUACCAGUAGUACAGGGCAACACUGCAACUUCUGCUGAGAUCGAAGCCCGCAUUAAAGAUGAGGUCCAGAAAGCUCGAACCGAAAUGAUGAUAAAAUUCAAGAAGGAAAACGAGCUCAUUGCUGCACAAAGCAAAGAUAGCCUCAAGGCAGAGCAAGAGAAACGACAGUAUGCAGAGCGUCUUCUUCAGUCCCAACAGGAUCUCAGUUCUCGGGAUAGUGGCAAACUUGCCCUCAGACAUUUACAGCAACUCGAGGAAGAGCAGAGAACGGAAAUAGCUCGGCUAAACAAGGAGCUGGACCGUACUACCUGUAUCUACGAGAAGAAACUGUCAGUCCUGCACAGCACUAUGAUAAACCUGAAGAAUGAAGUGUUCAUGAGGAAUUUGCUGCACCGCCAAGCUGCGCAGCUCCACCACGCAACUCUAUCAUACGCGUCAGAUUCGCCCGCAAUGACUGCGUACCUCGCACCUCACGAACACAGUCACAAGAAGUUUCCAGAGAGACUGGCUCCUUUUAAGUCUCAUCCUCGUCCUCCAACCGCUUUCACAGAGUCCUCUCAGGAAGGCAGCGAUGAUAAGCACAUCAGCACAUUCCUAACGGAGCACGCGACGGAUGAGACUCGUAGCGACAAUACUCUCAACAUAUCCACUAUCGUCAAGUAGAGUCUCCAGAAGGAGGGAGACUUUAACAGAGUUUUAGAGGCACACUGAACUGGAGUCAGUGCGUUAUUGGGUGACAUUUAAAUGUGGUAAAAUACUUGGGUUUCAAAGUGUUCAGGGUUGUGAUUAUUAAUGGGUGUAAUAUCAACACGAGAUAUUAUGUGCUAUUUAUUUACCGUCACAGAAUGGUGAUUAAUUAAGUUAAGUUAAUUAAGUUCUAUAUUAAAACUGUUUAUGUCUGAGAAUAUCAGAGAUUUACACCGCGGCACACUGUAAAUAUGAGUUUACUUAGAACACAAUAUGAUAUAUCUGUCCUUGUCGAUCAGCCACAAUUUUUGCAAAACAUUAGCUUUAUUUUCACAAGCAAUUUUUAAAUUAUCUCAUAUUUUUUGUUUUCUCUUAUUUGCAGGGAUGUAGAAUUUUGUACAUAAUUGUCAGAUACAUCACAAAGUAGAGUCAGAUUUUAGACUUGUAUAUACACAACAUUGUAAAAACGAUUUCAUAAUUCAUGUUUAUCUACCAU
Messenger RNA from Bolinopsis microptera, 2234 nucleotides. RefSeq names its product DNA polymerase eta-like. The transcript is spliced from 8 exons. The record is from RefSeq and is a predicted model, not a curated record. Gene Ontology annotation, cellular component: replication fork; site of double-strand break; nucleus. Gene Ontology annotation, molecular function: damaged DNA binding; DNA-directed DNA polymerase activity. NCBI's taxonomy places the organism in Eukaryota, Metazoa, Ctenophora, Tentaculata, Lobata, Bolinopsidae. Bases 5 to 1714 code for a protein of 569 amino acids. Gene Ontology annotation, biological process: error-prone translesion synthesis; response to radiation.